AUGAAAUCAGUUGAGGCUUCGGUUGAAUAUGAAGAAGAUAUUAUUUUGAAUAGAUUGCAUGAAGAAUCUUUUAAAAAAGGAAAACAUGUAUUUUCUUUACGAGCUUACGAAGUAGUUGACUUCAGCUCUCAGUACGGUGCUGAAGGAUCCUUGUCAUAUACAGCACCGAAUAUUCUUGGCCCUCCUUGUAUAUUUCCUCGUGCUGGAGAUCACGCUUAUGCCUAUCAAAUGCGCACAUAUGGCGACUGGUGGAACAUUUUGCCCUCAAGUCGGAAACAUUUCAUAAAUCUUCCUCCUGGAUGCCCUGCUGAAAGUCAAGACUUUGUUGAAUUUCUUGUAGAGAAAAAAGUUUCGCCUAUCUUCAUGCGGGUAUAUGAAGUUUACAAUCCUGGAGCCAUUGUAAAAAUAUUGUGCUACUGCUAUGAAACUCAAAAGUGGACUGUUUUAUGGCAAGGAGCUCCUCAGAUUCAAAAUCCUAGCAAAUCUAAUUGUUUCAGUAUUGAAAUUGAAAGCAUUGAUUUUUUAACAGAUUAUUACAGAAUAGAAUUUCAUCAUCGGCAUUUAAAUUAUUAUUUUGAAGUUGAUGGUCUUAUCUUAUAUGGAGAAGACAGAUUUCCCAAUCCUUUUACGAAUCAUAGUCUCCCUUCUACAAGUUAUUUAUGCUCCAAACCUCUUGUUAAGAAAGUGGUUGGUGAUAAUUUUUCAAAUUGUACUGUGAGCUGUUUCAAGGCUAGUGAACAAGAGUAUUCUGGUUUUGCUUUUGAUUUAUUACCACAUGAAAUUUUGCACACAAUACUCAGUUAUUUGGAUCUACAAAGCUUAUGCUGUACUGCCAAAGUAUCCAGAGUCUUCAGAGAAGUCUGUUAUGAUCCUGUGUUAUACAGAGACUUGAACUUACAGUUGUAUUGGCAUCUGGUUGAUGAGUCAGCAUUAAAAAAUUUAGAACCAAGGUUAAACUCAUUAAGGAACAUGAAUCUGUCUUGGUGUGGGGGGCAAGGAAGAAUUACUCAUCCAUACUUCAUUAAGUUUUUGGAAACGAAGUGUUGCAAUUUGACAAGCUUAAACAUUUCCUGCUGUCCAUUUGUCAACAACCAUGUUUUAAAUGCCAUUUCUAAAUGUUGCCCAAGUUUACAAGAGUUUGAAAUGAAAUCUUGCCACGCUGCUGACUUGACUCAAAGUGGUUUCAGAUUCAUCUCGGAAAUGAAAAACUUGAUUUAUCUUGAUUUAUAUAGAACACACAUUGAUAAAUCAUCUAUACUAACAAUUAUUAAAGGAUGUACUAAGUUAGAACACUUGCUUCUUGGGAGUUGUAAAAAUAUCUCUUCUUUCAAUGAACUUGCCAGUGCAGUUGGAAAAAAUUUGCCAAACAUUAAAACUCUGGAUUUCUGGAGAGCAUGUUCUUUAACUUGCAUUGGGAUUCUUGAACUGGCUGACAAGUGUCAUGAGUUGGUUGAGUUAGAUAUUGGUUGGUGCUAUAAAAUUGAUGCAGCAUGUGGGUGCAUCAAGAAACUUAUUAGUCAAUGUCAUAAUUUGAAAAAGCUGUUUUUAACUGCCAUUAGGUGA
Uloborus diversus is the source of this 1563-nucleotide messenger RNA. RefSeq names its product F-box/LRR-repeat protein 4-like (gene Fbxl4). Lineage: Eukaryota; Metazoa; Arthropoda; Arachnida; Araneae; Uloboridae. The transcript has 13 exons. The record is from RefSeq and is a predicted model, not a curated record. Bases 1 to 1563 code for a protein of 520 amino acids. Gene Ontology annotation, molecular function: protein binding.